CGCUCUCCACAAGAAUGAUCUCAAAGAGAAGAGACAGGAUCAUGCCCCAAAUGACCAGGACGAGCUCAUCCAAGCGUCAAAGGACAUGUUGAACAUGAGGAACUGCUAUGAUAAUCUGCUUUCUGCAGCAGCUGCCACUGCAAAUAGUGCAUAUGAGUUCUCAGAAGCCCUAAGGGAAAUGGGUACUUGUCUGCUUGAGAAAACUGCAGUAAAUGAUAAUGAAGAAAGUGGCAGGGUUUUGUUGAUGCUGGGGAAAGUGCAGUUUGAGCUUCAGAAACUUGUGGAUAGUUAUCGGGUGCAUAUCAUCCAGACUAUUACAACUCCAUCUGAGUCUCUCCUCAAGGAACUCCAAACUGUGGAGGAGAUGAAGCAUCAGUGUGAUGAUAAACGAGAUCUGUACAAAUUCAUGUUAACAGCACAGAGAGAAAAAGGGAAGUCAAGAAGCGCCAAAGGUGAAAGUUUUUCAUCACAACACUUGCAAGAAGCUAAAGACGACUUCAAGGAGCAAGCAAAUUUAUUUGUCUUUCGCUUAAAAUCAUUACAGCAAGGACAAUCUCACAGUCUUUUGACACAGGCUGCUCGGCACCAUGCUGCGCAGUUGAAUUUCUUCCGGAAAGGGGUUAAGUCCCUUGAGUUGGUUGAACCACACGUUAAAGUGGUUGCUGAACAACAGCAUAUUGAUUAUCAGUUCAGUGGGCUUGAAGAUGAUUAUGCGGAGGAUGAUGAUGAGAAUUGUUACAGUUAUGAUGGGGAAUUGAGUUUCGACUAUGGAAAAAUUGACCAAGGUCAAGAAGUUGUCUCAUUAUCCGGAAAUUCUAUGGAGUUGGAUCAAGUAGACAACAUCAAUGCCCCCUCCACUACUGAAAUUUCACAGGAAAGUUUAGGCAAAAGUCGGACGGAAUUUGUUUCUUUUGAUAGGAGGCCGAGGGCUGGUAGCCAAUCAGCACCAAUUUUAACUGAUAAGUUUGAAUUAUCUGAGAAGAUAAAUCUAAUACAAUCUUCAUUAACAAGGAAGCCCAACACAUAUGUUUUACCUACACCAGCUGAUGCAAAGAGAUCUCCUUCCCCAUCAGAGCCAAAUAAGCUUGUGAAAGAUAUAAAAAAUGAACAGCCAAGCUCCACCAAGGUACCAAAAGCACAGUCAGUACUCAAAGAGAGCAAUAUUAACAGUGGUCCUAUUAAAUUACUAGUUCCGUUGGCAGAAGGGUUGUCCAUAUCACAGUUUGAUUCUCAUAAUUCUUCUGAUGCUAAAAAGAUCAAAAGACAAGCUUUCUCAGGUCCCCUGACUAGCAAAGCUUGGUCAAACAAAACCAUGUUUUCUGCAGGUGAAUAUCCUCCUGGCCGCAUUUCUGCCCAGAAAUCUGUGUCUCCAAGAGUCUCCCUGAGUGCAUCACCUCCUCCAGCUCUGUCACCAAGAAUUAACGAGCUUCAUGAACUUCCCAGACCUCCAAUUACUUCUGAAAACCUUACAAGACCAUCCAAUUUGGUUGGCCAUUCAGCCCCAUUGGUGUCUAGGGGUCAAGAAUUUUCUACUGCGAAUAAAACGCCAACAGUUGCAUCACAGAAAGCAUCACCACUACCGAUACCACCUGUGAUCAUGGCUCGUAGUUUCUCUAUACCCUCAAGCGGUCAAAGGAUGCCUAUGUUGACCACAAGCAAAUUGUUCGAGGUUCCUCAUGAUACUGGCACGAAUGAAUACACUUCUUCGCCUCCUCUGACACCUAUAUCUCUCACAAGUAAUCAACGAACUUCUGAAUCAGUGGUCCAUGCUACUAAACCUAAAGGCUAACACUUGCAUGCUGAACCUUUUUGCAACCUGAUUUCAUAGCCCAUUCCUCUAUCCCGCUGUCCGUUUGUACUACUCUCUCGAGGUUAUUUCAUUAUCAAUUCCUACGAUUGUACUUGGAGAAGUUCUUAAGAUGAUGAAAGGUGAGUUUUUAUUCUAAUGAGCUUUUUGGGGUCUUGAGUUUUGGCCGCUUUGUUUUGAUCAAAGAAACUCGAAUGUACAACUAGUGACGGUUUGUGGCCUGGUUCAAAGUUUUAAGCUUCACUUAAAUAAUGAAGUUCCAAGAACAACCUCCUUAAGAGUCAUCUUAGCUUGAUGUGCCCGAUGUUCCCUUUUUGGAUUGUUGAAUUGGAUGGAUGAUCUGUUGACAGGAGCAGCGUAAUAAAGGGAGGCAGAGGAUGUGACUGAAGAGCUUGUAUUAGAAGCUAGUCUCUUCUUAAUAUUUGAGUUAUGAUGAUGCUAGAUUGUAAAGGGGAGUAGGUUGCAGAGAAAGGCAUGGGAUGGCAGCCUGGGGGUUUUAUUCUUUUGUAAAAUGUUUGUUGUGAACGAACAGUGAGGAGACAAGUCAGUAAAGGAGAAUGGCUAACGACCGUGAAAAGAUUCGAUUUUGUCUUGAUUUAGUAAUAUCAAUGCUUACUGUUUAAGUUUAAUUAACACUCUUGUUUCCAGAUGAGGGUUACUAGGAUGAUUGAGCUUGUGGUCGUUAGUUAAUUUUUUCUUUAGCAAAUUAGGGCUGUUUAAAUA
Asparagus officinalis (garden asparagus) is the source of this 2530-nucleotide messenger RNA. RefSeq lists its product as uncharacterized. The transcript is spliced from 11 exons. The record is from RefSeq and is a predicted model, not a curated record. NCBI's taxonomy places the organism in Eukaryota, Viridiplantae, Streptophyta, Magnoliopsida, Asparagales, Asparagaceae. Bases 86 to 1789 code for a protein of 567 amino acids.